This is a messenger RNA of Penicillium robsamsonii, 2502 nucleotides long. RefSeq lists its product as uncharacterized. The transcript has 9 exons. The record is from RefSeq and is a predicted model, not a curated record. Bases 1 to 2502 code for a protein of 833 amino acids. Lineage: Eukaryota; Fungi; Ascomycota; Eurotiomycetes; Eurotiales; Aspergillaceae.
AUGGCGUCUGUACCCCAGUCCCACGAGGACUGGGAGCGCCUCAAUGCCAAAUCAUGGGAGCUACCGAACUACGGCCCCGGUCCAGAUUUUGGCCGAAGCAUAAUCUACCGCCAGGACAAUCAUGAGCACGCGAAAAAUAAAGGUCCUAAUUAUGAUGAUGAUUUUGACCUCGAAGAGGAUGGUUCUCUCGAGGGUACGAAGUAUGACUGCCCCCCCGUUGACUAUCCGACGCAGCCUUCAAGUUCAACAGCCCCCGUAACUGGUCGAUCCCUCUCAAGAGUACCUUCUGUACCCUCGCGAUCACGAAUUCCAAAUCAAAGUGUCUUUCUAGCCCAGCCGGUUAUAAAACCCAGACCAGGUCGAGCUCAGACACCAGAGGGACCAAUCCUCAAUGAGCGUGGGCCUAAUACCAGCAGUUCCGAUUCAUUCGCACGACCGAAAUAUUCGGCACGUAAUGUCAAAUCUGGUCAGCGUACGCCUCACAGGACGGGAUAUAAUAACACACCACGGCCACAGUUUCAGCCCAAAAAAGGCAGUGGUACUUCGACUCCUUCGCAACACAGAGCUAGGAACCCACCUACCGGGCCAGGGCAAAGUGACUCUCAUUCCAAGGCAAGAUGGCGCAAGGGUUUAGCCCCAGAUGCUUCCUUUCGUUUGCCCUAUGAGUGUCAAGUGUUCCAAGAAAAGAUUAGACAAGUAACUACGGGGGAAGCUUCCAACAUUGACUUCCGCCAGAGAGUUAUCGAGGAUACAGGUGCCUACGUGAGGAUGAGCUCAGGAAAUGCCAAACUCGUUCACAUCUGGGGCCGGCAAAAAGAGCUUUUGGAGGCCCAGAAUAUGCUUCAGGAUAUGUUGAAUCGGUUGAUGCGGCAGCGGACCCCGCCUAAAGCAUCGCGUUGGACCAAGGUACACGCGCAUUCAAAUACGAAGGUUGCUAAUGCCCGCUCGAAGGAAAGCUUCGAGGAAAAAUUGUCUGAGAUGCGAAAGCCGCCGAAAAUCGCCAGGGAUUACACGCUUGCUUUCCUCUGGCCUGCGGAUGGCCCCUCGCUGAACUACUUUGUUACUGCCCGGCGCGAGGUCCUUGAUUACAUUCGCUUGAAAUAUGACGUGAACAUCUACAUCAGGCCUGGUAUCCCAGACUGCCUAUUCAUGUCUGGAAAUCAUGAGCGGGAUAUGCACAUCAUUGCAUCUCGAUUCCGAGAGCUGUGGGAGAGGCUAAUGGUCCAGCAAGAGACUGAAAUCAAGAUGCUCCUUUACGCGGCGCCCCGGGUGGAGCUCAUGAGAACUCACGUCAUCCUGCAAAAGUCUAGUGGGCUCUCUAGACCUGCUCUCUGCGGACCGGAACUGGCCCCGGAAGUAGCCGCGACCUGGAAUACCACUGCGGAGGAGAUCAAGCUCAACAACAAGAUUACUGUCACCACACGCCUUAGGCAAGCACUGCAUGUGAUUCCCCAGUUUCGGGGAUUCCUGCAAAUGCGAGCAAAGUUCGGUUCGUUCGUACUGCAACGGUGGCGGAAGCCAAAGGAUGGCAUCUCUUAUGAAUUCUCAGAGUUUCGCGAGAUGCUUACCCAUACGAACACUGAAGGACGUUUGCUCCCUGGAAUCGGGCUGCAGCAAGAUGAGAUCCUUGAGAGAAUCAUGAAAUCAAAAUUCCUGAAGCCCUGGGGCAAAGCCCAAAUCACGUCCCUACCGACGCUGAUGCCUAGAUAUUCCGCCAACUUUGAGUACCAAGUGAACAAUGAUUCAAUGAUUCGCGUGGAAGCGAAAUUUUCUCUCCCCCUUGGCUCGCAGGAGUUUGAAGUCAACGGAAUCCGUUGUUACAAAUCGAAACAGAUCGGUGCUCCUGUUGAUCGUCAGAUGCCAAUGCAGAUCAGCAUGAUUGACUUUGAAAGGUCCGACUGGCAACUUGAAGUGAAGGCCCUUGAACUCUGCCCUGAGAAGGAGAUGACCCCCGAGCUAGACAGAUUCAUGCGUUCUAUCGGCUUCCAAUGGAACCUAAAUGUAAAGAGCAUUGCAUCUGCCCCCCAGCGCAAGGCGGGGUUCUCCUAUGGUUCUCCAGUCAAGCGCUUCGUCGAGAAAGCCGCAAUUCAGCUCCAAGUCAAGGACUCGCCGCAUGUAUUCGAGCUCGCCCGCUUCGACGAAUACACGUACGCGGCUGGCCACUGGUCGAUGACCCCCAAAGUGUCCUGGGGUGCAUCGCUGUUCAAUCCUAGUUGGGACGAUAUACUGGGUGAACAGGUUGAAGUCAGUGCCGACGAUAUUUCCAAAAAUGGGUGCCUUUCGGUGUUCUUCCCCCGGCCGGGGGAUGAUCAAGAACAGACAGAUAACGAAAAGGAGAAAACGGACGAUGAGGUUCGCAAGGAGGCCGAGAUUCGAAAGAUGGACGAGGAGGAGCAACUGGGCCUUUUCAUGAGCACUGUUCAGAAGGUCGCGCGGAUGCUGGGGAAUCCCGGCGGUGAGAUGUCCGAUAUCCUUGAGACUGAUCUUGGAAGUCUGUUCUAG